AUGGACAGCUUGACCAAGAUGUUCUCGCUGGCGGGCAAGACGGCCGUCGUGACGGGUGGUACACGAGGUAUCGGCGCUGCUAUGGCGAUUGCCUUGGCCGAAGCUGGGGCUGAUAUCAUUCUCGUCCAGAGGGACGAAAGCAACAGAAAAACACACGACCAGAUCCAGCAAAGAGGCCGCAAAGUCACCAUUACCACAGCAGAUCUCACCAACCAGGAAGCCGUAUCGAAGCUCAUCCCCGAUCUCGUCAAGGCGGGCCACGACAUGCACAUCCUCGUCACAUGCGCAGGGAUCCAGAAGCGGCAUCCCGCACAUCAGUUUCCCCUGGACGACUGGAACGCGGUGCUACAAGUCAAUCUGACUACGGUGUUUACAUUAUGUCGAGACUUUGGCGCCUAUCUCUUGUCCAAGCCAGUGCCGGCCUCCGGUGCCAGAGGCGCAAUCAUCAACGUCGCGUCCCUGUUGACUUUUCAGGGCGGAUUCACCGUCCCUGCGUACGCGGCAUCGAAGGGCGGUGUCGCACAACUCACGAAAGCGUUGAGCAAUGAAUGGGCAAAGGAGGGCAUCAAUGUCAAUGCGAUUGCGCCAGGCUAUAUCGAGACGGACAUGAACGAGGCGUUGAUUGCGAACGAGACCCGGGCGAGGCAGAUUUUGGAGAGAAUCCCCGCGGCGCGAUGGGGGACGCCGGAGGACUUUAAAGGCGCGGUGGUGUUUUUGGCCAGUGAAGCGAGUAGGUACGUCAGUGGAGAGGUGCUCACAAUUGAUGGUGGGUGGAUGGGACGGUGA
Molecule: messenger RNA, 786 nt
Organism: Cladophialophora yegresii CBS 114405
Lineage: Eukaryota; Fungi; Ascomycota; Eurotiomycetes; Chaetothyriales; Herpotrichiellaceae
Product: 2-deoxy-D-gluconate 3-dehydrogenase
Exons: 2
Coding region: 1-786 (261 amino acids)
Molecular function (GO): oxidoreductase activity, acting on the CH-OH group of donors, NAD or NADP as acceptor
Source: RefSeq, a predicted model, not a curated record